AUGCCAAAGAUCAAUGGGAUUGAUGAGGCUGGCAAAGCAUUUCCGGACGCAUUCGAGCAUUCCAAAGCGUAUCGUUCGCCGAAUAUGUCUGCUGGUAAGGUGCAAAAUUUCGAGGUGGUGUUAGGGAAUAUUUCUGCAUCAGAUCUGAUCUCAGAUCUCUUCAUGAAGUCGUCGUGGACUACUGUAUCUCUCAACGCGCCGACGGAACGGAAUGAACAGCUCGAGUCGGUGUAUAACUUGCCGGAUGUGCAAAUCCAAGCACCGGUCACGUCUACACGACCCACUAAUAGCAUCACUGUCACAUUUGAAUACGGCACGGCACAUUGA
This is a messenger RNA of Exophiala aquamarina CBS 119918, 327 nucleotides long. RefSeq lists its product as uncharacterized. The record is from RefSeq and is a predicted model, not a curated record. Lineage: Eukaryota; Fungi; Ascomycota; Eurotiomycetes; Chaetothyriales; Herpotrichiellaceae. The transcript has 2 exons. The coding region runs from base 1 to 327 and encodes 108 amino acids.